Messenger RNA from Metopolophium dirhodum (rose-grain aphid), 639 nucleotides. RefSeq lists its product as uncharacterized. The transcript is spliced from 2 exons. Gene Ontology annotation, molecular function: nucleic acid binding. Lineage: Eukaryota; Metazoa; Arthropoda; Insecta; Hemiptera; Aphididae. Gene Ontology annotation, biological process: DNA integration. Bases 1 to 639 code for a protein of 212 amino acids. The record is from RefSeq and is a predicted model, not a curated record.
AUGCAAGAACUUUUCGCUCAUUUCGGGGUCCCCAAGUCCAUUACCACCGAUGGAGCCAAGUGUUUCACAGGUACGGAAUUUAGCACGUUCUGCGUAAAUGGGAACAUGAAACACUUGGUGGGAGCUCCGUUCCACCCGGAAUCAAACGGGGCAGCAGAAUCAGGGCCCGACGCUAUUACAGAAAUUCCUGUUAUUUUACCGCAAUACACCGCGCUCGGCAACGCGCCAGACACCGGCAAAAUUAUUCCCAGCACAAAGGACGUGGUUAGUGAUCACCAGGAUUCCCAAAUCAAACGUCACGGUAAACGACAGCAUGAAAUCCAACAGGGAGACACAGUGGCCGUGCGGGAUUAUCAGACGAAUAAAAAUAAGUGGUCGAUAGGAACUGUUACGAAAAAUGUGGGAAAACAAGCGUUUGAGGUGGAUACUGAGACGGGCACUUGGAAGCGACACAUAGACCAGACCAUUAAAAUACCAAAUAGGGACCCAGGAGUGUUGGAAGUCGAAUGUAACGAAAACCCAUCUGACCCAAGGGGGGGAAAAGUUCCAGAGGGGACCGGGAAGGAUACGGACGGGCCAAACAGGGAACCCGAGAUAACCUCUACCGGACGUUCUCGCCCGACCGCUAUACAACAGUAG